Messenger RNA from Coprinopsis cinerea okayama7#130, 3042 nucleotides. RefSeq lists its product as hypothetical. The transcript has 9 exons. The coding region runs from base 1 to 3042 and encodes 1013 amino acids. The record is from RefSeq and is a predicted model, not a curated record. NCBI's taxonomy places the organism in Eukaryota, Fungi, Basidiomycota, Agaricomycetes, Agaricales, Psathyrellaceae.
AUGUUCAAACCACCAGCAGCCCUGUCGGAAGGGCCACCGCUACCGACCAGGAUUAUCAGCUCGACGAUGCAGCAUGCAGAACCGCAUCUACCCUUCUUUGGACCCAAUGGGAGGGUCGCAGAACGGCCUUCAGAUGGCUCAGGACAGAUCUCCACCGCUCCGUCGAGUCUGAGGACGUGCGCGGGAAUGGGUUGCAAUGCCGUCUUCCCUGCCCAGUAUCCUCACCUUCGUGCUCAGCUUGGGACCCUGCGACAGGCGCGACCGACACCGAACGUUGGACCACCGCGACACAAUGGCCCGCAUUUGACGACUUCGAUCCCGCCACCCUCAUCGUAUAUGAGGCCUCCACCCAUUCCUGCCAGCGUCUCAGCCGCUGUAUCACCACCAGUUACGAUCAAGACCGAACCCGUCAACGUCCCGUUACCCCCGCCGAGCAUCGACGCUCUCCUCGCCGAUGCGCCCGCGGACGAGCCAACGAAAUCCACCGACAGCGAAGACGACCUGGGCGAAAUUGAUUUUUCCUACCCAGAGGCGUCGACGUCCCCAGCCGUUACAGAUAUGAAGCCUUUGGUGAUGACGAUCAUCGAAUCAACGCCGCGGAAGGAUCGGGCCAGCCCCAUCCACCCUUCUCGCCCUCCAACGACGCACAAGGGUAUCCACUCUCGCUCAGCUAGUGGAAUGGUACCUGUGGCCAACCACAAGCGGAGAAAGGUGUCGCACUCAGGGCCUGGAAUCCCUUCGCCCCUGUCGCAAGAGCUCGCAUAUCCCCACGCUCAAGAUUCUUCCACACCUCGUACAUGCUCGACUCCGGAAUGCGCCAAUCCAGUUGACAAUCCCAAUGCCGUCGGAACAGGGCGUUGUUCCAGUUGUAUCAUCAAGGACUGGAAGUCGAAGAAGGCGAGGGCGUUUGACCAGGCAAAUCGGAAGAAGGGUCGGUCGGUUAGUUGGGCGGAGAAUAUCGCUGAGGAGAGGGUGUUUGUGAAAGAGAGUGACGAAGAAGGUGAUAUCGAGAUGGUUGAUUCUGCGGAAGAAUCCCGGGAUGUCCGUACCCCGCCGUCACCGACAUCGCCCCAACCAUCACUCAAGCUGAGGAUUCCUAAACUCGAGACCGUAUCUCCCACGAAGCUCAAGAUCAAGCUCAAUCUCGCCAGCCUGAACCUUUCACCUGUGAAGUCUACCAUCACCGGCUGGGACAGCGACCUUAGCGAUCUCACUGAGCUGUCGUCAGAACCUGAAGGCUCAAGUGACGAAGUAGGUGUCGCUUCCGAUGCCGAUUCAUCGAGCUCGGAGGAGGACAUACCGCUUUCCUUGGUAUUGAAAGAGAAAGCAAAGCCUAAACCUACCCUGAAGAUCCGCAUCCCAUCACUAAAGGUUCAACCCGCCUCGACUUUGCCCACGCCCACACCAACGCCUCCACCUGCAUCCUCCGACUGUACGCCUACACCCAAGCCACUGCCAGCCCCUUCUGAAGCUCCGCAAUCGCCUAUGCCUGCAUCCUCGACAUCGCGUCUUGUUCCUGCUUCCAAGAUUGCAGCUCAAAUCCUCGCCGACGGAGGUAGAUGGUGCUCAAAUGCACCGAAAUGCAAGCAGGUCCUUCACCGAGAAUAUCAAUGGAAAACUUGCGUGCUGUGUCGUGCCAAGACGAGAGAGUACCAACGCAAGCGCCAGAAUCUGCAAGGGUCCCACAGGCACCUUGAAAUGGAGCUGGCGAUAUUCAAGGGACUGGCGGGUGGGUCGUCCACAGAAUCAUCGUCGAUCAGUGUUCCCUCCGAACCGACAUCCGGCUCUGGAACGAGGCCGACAUCUUCAACCAGUGCCUCGGCUCCUCUCCCUACCCCCACCUCUGCCUCGCCAAUGCCACGUCCCACCUCUCGCGAUGAUUUUGACCUUGCCGCCUAUGCCGAUGUUACCGGGCAGCAGCUCGUUCCUGGUGCUCGACUUUGCUCCGUUAAGCAAUGUGCUCAUAUCCUUCCGUCCAAGGAGGAAUACCCCCGGAGGAUGUGCUCCCGUUGUCGCAAGCGAAGCAAUGAUGCGCGGGUGAGGAGGGAGAAGCUAACGCCUGACCCCGCUGAGGCUGCUCGGGGACAACAGGAGUACAUGGCAUGUUUGCAGGCGAUCAACAAACGUAAUGACGGUCGGUGUCUGAGCAUUGACUGCGGGGUGUGCCUAGAUACUGGGCUACUAUUUGCGUACUGCCAACAGUGUCGGACGCGGGCUGUACGAGCAUUGAGGAGACAUAUGAAGAAGGAGGGCGUGAGCGUUGAGGAGAUCGAGUCGUUCAUGUCGCGUAUCGAUAUCUUGACCCAGAAAGCUCGGGUUGAUGGUGCUGGUAGCAAGACGUUUGGACUUGCUUCGCAAAUCUCGUCGAGGAUAUCGUCGUUAAAGCAGGGUUCUCCAAAGCCCAAGCCUCGCCCGCCUACCCCGUAUCCCGAGUACAAAGGACUGGACGCGCUCCUCGAAAAUUUCCGAAAACUGAGCAAAGAUUUCUUCGAAGCCCAGAUCGUACACUACGCUUGCAAGCUUCCCCAUUCGGGUUCCGCUGUCGAACGUGAACACCCACAGAAAAGCGGCACCGACGAUCAGCGAGAUGUCCAAGCCGCCGCAUCACCGGACAAGGCGGAAGUGAAGCAGGAAGAAGGAACACCUGCCGGAGCCAAGCCUGACAAUGACUCCGCGGACUUGUCAGCGACUCUCUUCUGUUUCGACGGCGAGUUCACCAAAGUCGCGAUGGACUUUGACAUCGUUUCUCGAAAGCAUGCUGUCGAUCAGAUGGUCAAUCGCAUCAAGAAGGAAAGCCAGCAGGCUGCUCAGCUGCUAUUUGGACCAAAGCGUUUCGUCUCUCUUUUCGACUACGGCAUGGUCACUCGAUUCGUUUGCGCUCGAGAAUGCAGGAUCGUCUGUCCGUCCCCGACACCUGGUGGACCGCCUGAGGAGCGGACCAAGUUGAUGCAGGGUGAACUCGAAGUUGCUGUCAUUGUUGAUCGUUCCCAUCCAUUCUUCCCUGGAGAACGUACUGUUGUCCGGAUGCGGUUGAUUGGGUGA